AUGCCCUCACAGCCAGCUACCAAGCAUAUACCGCAAAAGCUUCGGCGAAAUGAGCGUGAACGGAAACGUGUUGAUCAGGUGAACCAAGGCUUCAAUCAGCUUCGAUUGCGGGUUCCCAAACCACAUGGCUGCAAGCAGAAGCUGUCAAAAGUGGAAACACUUCGGGAAGCAGCUCGAUAUAUCGAACAGUUGCGGGCGAUUCUUCAACAGGGCAGCUAUCAUCCUGUUCAAGUUCCCCAACGGGUCCUUACCCAGCAGCAGCAUCAACCACAAUACUACCAUUCACCCGACAUUUCUCCCUACUAUCCUCAGCCCAUGUCGAAAGCCACUGACUACUCGCCGGCUUCCUCUUACUAUAGCGAUUCAUCGUUCGAAGAACAAAAAUACGGUAAUUUUAUGCAGUAA
Messenger RNA from Haemonchus placei, 405 nucleotides. The record is from the annotation of a GenBank genome assembly. NCBI's taxonomy places the organism in Eukaryota, Metazoa, Nematoda, Chromadorea, Rhabditida, Trichostrongylidae.